Striga asiatica is the source of this 1737-nucleotide messenger RNA. The record is from the annotation of a GenBank genome assembly. NCBI's taxonomy places the organism in Eukaryota, Viridiplantae, Streptophyta, Magnoliopsida, Lamiales, Orobanchaceae.
GAUGAAAUGGCGAUCUAGUGACGUGGAGGCUUGCCGGAUUUCGGGCUGAGUUUAAAAAUUGUGAUAUCUUGCCAAACCCUAUUUUACAUCUCUAGGAACUGUGUGCCCAUCAAUCGGUGAAGCCAAUUCAUGAAUUGGUGGUAAACUGAAACGCGCGUACAAGGAACGUCGUCUCAAAUCCAUUCUUCUUUAUUUGCUCUCCCUCUAGAAAACUUGAUUGAACGAAAACCAAAGAAAAGGCGAAACCACUGAGAUUGAAAUUAGUGAAAGAGGAAAAAUGGCAAAUCUCCCUCCGUCCCUGAAUUUGAAGGCUGCCCCUUUUGAGGUUAGCGGCAGCUCCGCGGCCGCUGCCGUCAAUAAGGACCGGAGAAUGCAAUCGGCCGAACAGCUGGUUCUCGAUCUCUGCAACCCUGAUCUCCGGGAAAACGCGCUCCUCGAACUAUCAAAGAAGAGAGAGCUGUUUCAAGACUUGGCUCCACUGCUGUGGAAUUCCUUUGGCACAAUUGCUGCACUUCUUCAGGAAAUAGUCUCAAUUUACCCAGUGUUAUCCCCUCCAAACCUAACUCCUGCGCAAUCAAACAGAGUUUGCAAUGCUCUCGCUCUUCUUCAGUGUGUGGCUUCACAUCCAGACACGAGAAUGUUGUUCCUCAAUGUGUUCCUUUUUGCAGCCCACAUACCUCUUUACUUGUAUCCCUUUCUUAAUACAACAAGCAAAUCAAGGCCCUUCGAGUAUUUGAGGCUUACGAGUUUAGGCGUCAUAGGUGCUUUGGUCAAGGUUGAUGAUACUGAAGUUAUCAGUUUCCUUCUUUCUACUGAGAUCAUUCCGUUAUGUUUGCGCACAAUGGAGAUGGGAAGUGAAUUGUCAAAGACAUUAUGGCUUGUGUGGCAGGUGGCAACAUUCAUUGUGCAGAAAAUUUUGCUUGAUGAUGUGGGCUUAGAAUAUAUAUGCACCACAGCCGAGCGGUUCUUUGCUGUAGGUAGAGUGCUGGGGAACAUGGUUGCUGCACUUGCUGAGCAGCCUUCUUCCCGUCUUUUGAAGCACAUAAUCAGAUGCUAUCUACGAUUAUCUGAUAAUCCAAGAGCAUGUGAUGCCCUGAGAAGCUGUCUACCUGACAUGCUUCGAGACGCAACAUUUAGUAGCUGCCUCCGUGAAGACCCAACUACGAGACGGUGGUUACAGCAGUUGCUUCACAAUGUGCAAGGACCUAGGGUUGCUGCUAUGCAAGCUGGGGCCGGAUUUGAUCAUAUGAUGGUCAACUAAGCAAUUUUACCACCAAAAUUUAGGGCAUCUUUUUCUGGCUUGCUACUGCUCGUUUAUCGUUGGCUGCUUUCUUAAUUUUAUACAUAUAUAGAAAGCGGGAGAGAGGGACUUUAACAAAAUAGUUAUGCACUGGUUUUGGUUUUUAUUGUGAAGGUAACCUAAAAAGUAAAAAAAUCUUGGCUCUUUUGAGGCUGAUUUGUGUGCUGGCUAUAAUCCAUGUAUUGGGAGAUGCCACUGUGUAGCUAUGAGUUACUUUUUUCUCUAUGAUUGUCUGAUUUAGGUAAGUAAGUAAAUCCUGUAAGGCCACGGUUUUGACCAGCAAAUGUGAGAUUGAGAGCAGGAAGAAAAUCUCUUUUUGGAGUUUGAAUCAUUUGUAACUCAAUGAUUGGAAACUUUGAAAAUUAUGGCUGCUUUCUAUAAUCGAGAUAUAUUGUUUGUCAAUCUUGACCCGAUCAAACCAAGGUCGUGUUCAGAAG